This is a messenger RNA of Ficedula albicollis (Collared flycatcher), 1251 nucleotides long. It is a transcript of the gene SUMF1, whose product is annotated as sulfatase modifying factor 1. Gene Ontology annotation, cellular component: endoplasmic reticulum. NCBI's taxonomy places the organism in Eukaryota, Metazoa, Chordata, Aves, Passeriformes, Muscicapidae. The coding region runs from base 389 to 1240 and encodes 283 amino acids. The record is from RefSeq and is a predicted model, not a curated record. The transcript has 8 exons.
AACACUGAAAUGGGAUAAGGUGAUGCCAAAUACUCACUCCAGCUUUCCUGAAGAACCAGGAGAGCUGCUGGGGAGCUGCUGUAAAUUGAUUUACUGCUCCUUUGCUACCCUGGCAGUGGUGUAACUGCAGAAAUAACAGCAAAGUGUAACACAGGAAACAGAAGGUGUUUCUCUUUGUGCAGCACAAGCAUGACCCUGACUUCAUGUAAAAUAGCUGCAAAUGGGGCUUUGUUCCCAAUUUCUGUUGUGUUUGCUGUUUCCCCAAAUGGGCUGGUCAAAAUGCUGUUUCAAAACCACCUGCAAAGGUGAGGUGCAGGAGGAGUAAAACCAGCGUGGGGCUUCUCAGUCCUUCACUUUCCCAACCUUUUGGGUGGCGUUUGCUGUGCAGAUGGUGGAGAUUCCAGGAGGGGUGUUCACCAUGGGCACCCACGAGCCCAAAAUCCAGCAGGAUGGAGAGGGCCCUGCCCGGAGAGUGCACAUUGACACCUUCUACAUGGACCAGUACGAGGUCAGCAACCAGGACUUUGAGAGAUUUGUCAAUUCCACGGGUUACAUCACCGAGGCAGAGAAGUUUGGUGACUCCUUUGUGUUUGAGGGGAUGCUGAGUGAAGCAGUGAAGGCUGACAUCCACCAAGCAGUGGCAGCUGCUCCCUGGUGGUUGCCUGUGAAAGGAGCCAGCUGGAGGCACCCUGAGGGCCCUGACUCCAGCAUCUCCAGCAGGAUGGACCAUCCAGUCCUUCAUGUGUCCUGGAAUGAUGCCCUGGCCUUCUGCAGGUGGGCAGGGAAGCGCUUGCCGACCGAGGCUGAGUGGGAGUACAGCUGUCGAGGGGGCCUUGAGAACAGGCUUUUCCCAUGGGGCAACAAAUUGCAGCCCAAAGGGCAGCACUAUGCCAAUAUCUGGCAGGGAGUAUUCCCCACCAACAACACAGCAGAGGAUGGGUACAAGGGGACUGCACCUGUCUCUGCCUUUCCCCCCAAUGGUUUUGGCCUCUACAACAUGGUGGGGAAUGCCUGGGAAUGGACAUCUGACUGGUGGGCUGUGCACCACUCCCCCCAGGACCUUCACAACCCUACAGGGCCAGCCUCAGGCACAGACAGAGUGAAGAAGGGUGGAUCCUACAUGUGCCAUAAGUCCUACUGCUACAGGUACCGCUGUGCAGCUCGGAGCCAGAACACCCCCGACAGCUCGGCGUCCAACCUGGGCUUCCGCUGUGCCGCCGCCGCCCCGGGGCCACGCUGACAGGGGAGCCU